Messenger RNA from Drosophila erecta, 1806 nucleotides. RefSeq names its product maltase A1. Gene Ontology annotation, biological process: carbohydrate metabolic process. The record is from RefSeq and is a predicted model, not a curated record. The transcript has 4 exons. The coding region runs from base 23 to 1786 and encodes 587 amino acids. NCBI's taxonomy places the organism in Eukaryota, Metazoa, Arthropoda, Insecta, Diptera, Drosophilidae.
GUAUUUUGAUUUGACCCAGGCAAUGAAGCUUCUAUCGCUGCUAACACUUCUGCUACUAGCCUUUGGCUCGAACGAGGCAUGUCAAGUGCAGGACUCCUCCAGUGAAACGGCCAAGGACUGGUGGCAAACUGCCCAGUUCUAUCAGAUCUACCCGCGCUCCUUCAAAGACUCCGAUGGCGAUGGCAUUGGCGAUUUGAACGGCAUAACCAGCAAGCUGGAGUAUCUCAAGGACUUGGGCAUAACAGCUGCUUGGCUAUCGCCCAUCUUCAAGUCGCCCAUGGUCGACUUUGGCUAUGACAUAUCCGAUUUCUUUGACAUCCAGGCGGAGUACGGAACUCUCGAGGAUUUUCGCGCACUGAUUAAGCGAGCCAAGGAGCUGGACCUGAAGAUAGUGCUGGACUUUGUGCCCAACCAUUCGAGCAACGAGAGCGAAUGGUUCCAAAAGUCGGUAAGAAGGGAGAAGGGGUACGCGGACUACUACGUGUGGCACGACGGAAAGCUCGAUUCCACCACUGGGAAGAGGCAGCCGCCGACCAACUGGCUGCAGUACUUCCGCGGAAGUGCCUGGGAGUGGAAUGAGGAGCGUCAGCAGUACUACCUGCACCAGUUCGCAGUGCAGCAGCCCGAUCUGAACUAUCGCAAUCCGCUGGUCGUGGAGCAGAUGAAGCGAGUGCUGCGCUACUGGCUGAACGAGGGCGUCUCUGGCUUCCGGUGCGAUGCACUGCCUCCGCUUUUUGAGGUCCUGCCCGAUGGCGAUGGCCAGUUUCCGGAUGAGCUUGUGAGUGGGGCCACCGAGGACACAGAUGAUCGCAACUAUCUGACCACCACGUACAUCGAAAAUCAGCCAGAGACCAUCGAUAUGGUUUACCAGUGGCGUGCUGUGCUUGAUGACCACCAACGCAUUCAUGGGGGCAACUCCAGCGUCUUGCUCAUAGAGACGUACUCCCCCGCCUGGUUUACCAUGCAGUUCUACGGGAAUAGAAGCACCGAGGGAGCCCACUUACCCUUCAACUUCAACCUGAUCACGGUGAUGGAGCAAAAGGGCAUUUCUGCGGCCAGCGUGCAGGAGGCAAUCGACUUGUGGCUGAAGAACAUGCCCGCAGGUCGCACACCGAAUUGGGUGCUAGGAAACCACGACAAGCGAAGGGCAGCUAGUCGGUAUGGAACAGAGCACAUCGAUGGCAUGAACAUGCUGGUGAUGAUCCUGCCGGGAGUAAGUGUCACCUACCAGGGCGAGGAGAUCGGCAUGACCGAUGGAGAGAUCAGCUGGGAGGACACUGUCGAUCCGUGGGGUUGCAACUCGAACCCGGACAUCUACGAGCAGUACACCCGCGAUCCAGAGAGAACCCCUUUUCAGUGGACUGGAGGCUCUAAUGCCGGGUUCACGAAUGGAUCCUUCACCUGGUUGCCACUGGCUGCUGACUAUGAAACGAUAAAUGUUGAAAGGGAACUGAGCGAUGGCCUCUCACACUUGAAGAUAUACAAGGCUUUGGUGGCUCUACGUAAUUCAUCCAAAACUUUGCAAAAUGGGUCCACAAAGUACCAGGCACUUUCCGAGGACGUCUUCGUAGUUCAGCGAUCUUUGGCCAAUUCAGCCAUUGUGCUCGUCAUAAACUUUGGAUCGGUGGCCAAAAGCGUUGACUUAAGCAAGUUUGACAAAAACCGUACCGAGAGCAUGCUGCUGCUCAUCAGAAGCAUUGAUUCCACCAAAAAGGAGGGGACACAGUACGAUCCGAAAGCCUUGAGCCUAGAUCCCUCGGAAGCCUUAGUCUUAAGCAGCGAAUAAAACACGUUUUUAAAUGGAAA